Molecule: messenger RNA, 438 nt
Organism: Humulus lupulus (European hop)
Lineage: Eukaryota; Viridiplantae; Streptophyta; Magnoliopsida; Rosales; Cannabaceae
Product: CLAVATA3/ESR (CLE)-related protein 12
Exons: 1
Coding region: 1-438 (145 amino acids)
Source: RefSeq, a predicted model, not a curated record
AUGGCCUUAAAAUUUUCUCAACUCCUCUUCCUCUUCUUCCUAUGGUUCUCUCUUUUCUUAUUACUCUUUCGUGAAUUUCGAAACUUCAAGUCCAAAUCAAAUAUUGCCAAACAAAACACAAUCACCGCCCCCAUGAAUAAUAAUCUCAUCACAGAUUCUUCGAUCUCCAAUUAUAACGUUAAUAAUAACUACCACCCUUUGAUGAGCAGAAAAGUUCUAGCAAGCAGUUUUGACUUCACUCCAUUUAUAGCAGGCCACCAUAAGAAACGACGUCGUUCGACACCAGGUAUGGCGGCGGAGGAACGAUCGCACGAUCAAGCUUCAAGUGGCGAUCGAGAUCAUCAGUCAAGUAAUAGUGCUAAUGAUCAUGAGAUUGAUCCGAGAUAUGGCGUUGAAAAGCGCCGAGUCCCGACUGGUCCCAAUCCAUUGCAUCAUUGA